CCGGCGGCCCCGGAGGCGGCGCUCCACGUGUGCCGGGACAGCGGGGCCGACACCGCCGCGAUGUCGGUGCCGGCGGCCGCCAGCAACCUGCCCAUGCGGCUGCUCCGCAGGAAGAUCCACAAGCGCAACCUGAAGCUGCGGCAGCGCAACCUGAAGCUGCGGGCGGCCGAGGGGUCAGUGCCCUCCCCGGGCCAGGCGGCUUCCCAGGGACCCCCGGAGGAGGAGGAGGAAGCAGCGGCGGCCCCGGAGAUGGAGGAGAGCGCGGAGCCUGCGGACGCUGCCGGACCCCACGGCGGGGAGAAGGAGAAGAAGAAAAAGAAGAAGAAAAAGAGGAAAGCGGCGGCUGAUGCGGGAGAUGAUACAGAAACCAAAAAAGCAAAAACUGAAGAAGAUGAAUCUGCAGAGGUAGAAAAUGGAGAUAAGCAGAAUUCUGGAAAGAAAGAAGUGGAAGAGGAGGAUGGGGAGGAGGAUGAAGUGCCCAGUUUACCACUAGGUUUAACAGGUGCUUUUGAAGACAAUUCUUUUGCUUCCCUGGCUGGUGCUGUCAGUGAGAAUACAUUGAAAGGCAUAAAUGACAUGGGGUUUACACACAUGACCGAAAUUCAGCAUAAAAGUAUUAAGCCUCUUCUGGAAGGCAGGGAUAUUUUAGCAGCUGCAAAAACAGGCAGUGGCAAAACACUUGCAUUUCUCAUUCCUGCAGUAGAGCUCAUCUACAAGCUGAAAUUCAUGCCUAGAAAUGGAACGGGUGUCAUUAUUCUUUCUCCUACUCGAGAGCUUGCUAUGCAAACCUAUGGCGUUCUUAAAGAACUCAUGAAUCAUCAUGUUCACACCUAUGGUCUGAUAAUGGGGGGCAGUAACAGAUCAGCAGAAGCACAGAAGCUUGGAAAUGGAAUCAACAUCAUUGUAGCAACACCAGGGAGGCUGCUGGAUCAUAUGCAGAACACUCCAGGUUUCAUGUAUAAGAACUUGCAGUGUUUGGUAAUUGACGAGGCAGAUCGAAUCUUGGAGGUUGGAUUUGAAGAAGAAAUGAAACAGAUCAUAAAACUUCUACCAAAGCGCAGACAGACGAUGCUUUUCUCUGCUACACAAACCAGAAAGGUUGAAGAUCUGGCAAAGAUUUCUCUGAAGAAAGAACCACUGUAUGUUGGGGUUGAUGAUAACAAGGAGACAGCAACAGUAGAUGGUCUUGAACAGGGGUAUGUAGUGUGUCCAUCUGAAAAAAGGUUCCUUUUGCUCUUCACGUUCCUCAAGAAGAACCGGAAGAAGAAACUAAUGGUAUUUUUUUCUUCGUGUAUGUCAGUGAAGUACCACUAUGAAUUACUCAACUAUAUUGAUCUGCCUGUUUUGGCCAUUCAUGGCAAGCAGAAGCAAACCAAACGUACUACAACGUUUUUCCAGUUCUGUAAUGCAGAAUCUGGAAUAUUGCUGUGCACUGAUGUUGCUGCCAGAGGAUUGGAUAUUCCAGAAGUUGACUGGAUUGUCCAGUAUGAUCCUCCAGAUGAUCCAAAGGAAUAUAUUCAUCGUGUUGGUAGAACUGCCAGAGGCAUAAAUGGGAGAGGUCAUGCUCUGCUCAUUUUACGACCAGAAGAACUGGGCUUUCUACGAUACCUAAAACAAGCCAGGGUACCACUGAGUGAAUUUGAAUUUUCUUGGUCAAAAAUUUCAGACAUCCAGUCUCAGCUGGAAAAACUGAUAGAGAAGAACUAUUUCCUUCACAAGUCAGCCCAGGAGGCAUACAAAGCUUACAUUAGAGCUUAUGACUCCCAUUCUCUGAAGCAGAUCUAUAAUGUCAAUAAUUUGGAUCUUCCCAAAGUCAGCCUUUCAUUUGGUUUUAAAGUUCCUCCGUUUGUUGACCUCAAUGUGAACAGCAACCAUGGCAGAAGACUUCAGAAAAGAGGUGGAGGUGGAGGAUUUGGUUACCAGAAGUCCAAGAGUGUCCACAAAGCGAAAAUCUUCAAACACAUCAGCAAGAAAUCAGACAAUCGGCAGUUUUCUCGUUAGUCAUCCAAGUCAUUAAAAUGGCUGCUGGCAUUGGAAGAGCCCACCUUGAUCAAAACCAUCUGACAGUUACUUUCAGUUUAAACUGCUCCAUUCACGUGUUUAGGUGUUUUUUUUCCGGGAACAUCUUUUAUUUCUAAGGUCAGGAAGACUCUUUGGAAGGGAGACUAAAGGAUAAUAUGGCCAGCUAAUUUUGCCAUAUUUAAGGAAGAAGCUCAUUUAAUUACUUAAAGUCAAUACUACAGAGGUUUUUAUUAAAGAAAGAAAAAUUACUUUUAGGUUUUAUAGAAGAACUUGCUUUACAUUUACCCUUUUUUCUAUGCACACCUCUGAAAAUUGUUGGAGUGGUCAACAUAAGGACAUUACAACGUGAGAUGAAAAGGUUUUGCUCACUUGAAUCUUUGCAAGGGAUUUUAGUGCUACAGAACUCUGCACUGGCCAUCAAAUAUGCUGAAGAAUAUAGGAAGAUUCCUUUAGAACAGAGUGUAUGGAUGAAUAAUUAAGGCUGUAUGAGCUUGUGAUUAAUUUCAGACAUGUUAUCUUUAUAACAAGUACAGUGUCCAAAAUAAUAAAUCACCUCUUACACCA
Molecule: messenger RNA, 2586 nt
Organism: Pseudopipra pipra
Lineage: Eukaryota; Metazoa; Chordata; Aves; Passeriformes; Pipridae
Gene: DDX18
Product: DEAD-box helicase 18
Exons: 14
Coding region: 61-2001 (646 amino acids)
Biological process (GO): maturation of LSU-rRNA from tricistronic rRNA transcript (SSU-rRNA, 5.8S rRNA, LSU-rRNA)
Cellular component (GO): nucleolus
Molecular function (GO): ATP binding; RNA helicase activity; nucleic acid binding
Source: RefSeq, a predicted model, not a curated record